AUGGUUAACUUCAUCUCUUUGAGUGAGUUGAAUACUAAGAUUCAAUUCCCUGCAAUCGGUGUUAAGAUCGUUAGAAAACGGAGUACGAAAAUUGGAAGAGAUCAUCUUUCAACCAUGCUCUUAGGAGAUUCGAAAGGAGUAACAAUUGAAGGGAGCUUAAGCUAUUCUUUGUCUCUACCUAACGAGAUUGAGCUCAAAGAAGGUGAUUGGGUUGAGAUACUCAAUUUUGAGAUAAGAAGGGUUUUUCAGCUUCAUAGAACCACAAAGCACAAGUACACAAUCAAGUUCAAUGAAGCGAGUUUGUUUAGAAAGAUAGAACCAGUGAACGGUUCUAAAUUUCUAUGCUGUGCAAACUUCCGUCGUAUCAAUCGGGGUCUUUAUCAUCCUAUGUACUGCAUUG
Messenger RNA from Eruca vesicaria subsp. sativa (arugula), 400 nucleotides. The record is from the annotation of a GenBank genome assembly. NCBI's taxonomy places the organism in Eukaryota, Viridiplantae, Streptophyta, Magnoliopsida, Brassicales, Brassicaceae.